AUGGUCCUCGAUGACUCCGCUCAGGAAAGUGCCCUCAAGCAUCUCGUCAAUGGGUCGGUAGACCAUCUACGUUCAAUCUUGAACACUGUACAGACCCCACCCACAUUAUUAUCGAAGUUUAUCGAGGCACAUAAAGACCUCAUCAAAUAUAGGACUCACACUGUAAAGGUUGAUGGACAAACUCUGACUACUAGUGCAGUUGUUGCUGCGGCGCGUCAUUCUGCUUCUGUCAAACUCGAUGACUCUAAAAAGGUCAAGGAGCGCGUCGACAAGAGCCGCCAAGUUGUUGUAGACAAGGUUGCAACUGGUGUUAGUAUCUAUGGAUUAUCCACGGGUUUUGGUGGUAGUGCUGAUACUCGUACUGACCAGCCUCUAAUGCUUGGCCAUGCUUUGUUACAACAUCAACAUAUGGGCAUUACGCCCGUCUCAGGGAACCCGCCAGUUGUGUUGCCUCUUCAAGAUCCCAGCACUUCGACCACCAUGCCCGAAUCAUGGGUGCGAGCUGCUAUACUUAUCAGGAUGAACUCUCUAAUUCGAGGGCAUUCUGGCGUUAGAUGGGAAUUAAUUGAGAAAAUGAACGAGCUCUUGACCGCAGAUGUCAUUCCUGUCAUCCCUUUGAGGGGUAGCAUAUCUGCAUCGGGGGCCGGCACCUUAGUCGGAAAUGCUUCUAUACAAGUGUAUGACGGUCCUAGAGCUUUCGGUCCUCGCCAGAAAGUCCCAUCUUGCGAAGGUCUCAAAAAUCAUUCAAUCGAGCCAAUCGCCCUUGCGUCCAAGGAACAUCUUGGUUUAGUUAAUGGCACCGCCGUUUCGGCCGGCGUGGCAGCACUUGCCAUCGAUGAUGCUAUGCAUCUUGCUCUUCUGGCGCAAGUUUGCACUGCUAUGGGUACAGAGGCUUUGAACGGGACUCGUGGUUCUUAUGCCUCUUUCAUCCACUCAAUUGCACGUCCUCAUCCUGGCCAGGUAGAGUGUGCAAAGAAUAUUUAUGAUCUCCUCCAUGGAAGUAAAUUGGCUACUCUUCACGAGGAAGAAGUCGGCUUGAACGAGGAUCGCUACUCGUUGAGGCAAGAUCGUUACCCUUUGAGAACUUCCCCUCAAUUUCUUGGCCCCCAAAUUGAAGAUAUACUCUCGGCGUUGACUGCAGUCACUCAAGAGUGUAAUUCAACCACUGAUAACCCUCUCGUUGAGAGUGAAACUGGUAUCAUUCACCAUGGUGGGAAUUUCCAGGCCAUGGCUAUCACUAAUGCAAUGGAGAAAACCCGCCUAGCUUUACAUCAUAUAGGAAAGCUUUUAUUCUCCCAAAGCACGGAACUUUGUAACCCUGCUAUGAACAACGGCCUACCACCUUCCCUCGCUGCAACAGACCCCUCACUGAACUACCAUGGAAAGGGUAUCGAUAUCGCCAGUGCAUCUUAUGUUGCCGAGUUGGGUUACCUCGCAGCGCCUGUUUCUACUCACAUUCAAUCCGCCGAAAUGCACAACCAAGCUGUCAACUCUUUGGCUCUGAUCUCUGCUCGUGCAACGAUCACUUCUCUUGAUGUCCUCUCGAUGCUAAUAGCCUCAUACCUUUAUCUUCUUUGCCAAGCUCUGGACUUACGCACCCUUCGUUCCGAACUUCUUCUCGGAAUCAAGGCUAUCUUGGAUGAAGAGCUGACCUCUUCUUUCGGAACAUUUGUCGAGGCGUCUAAAUACGAGCUCCUUUCUUCCCAAUUGUUCGCCAGCAUGGAGCAGACGUUUGACAAAACAACAGUUAUGGACAGCGCAGACCAGAUGCGUGCCAUCUCUUCGUCGACGACGCCUGCAAUCCUUGGGUUCUUUAAUGGUGUCGACCCUGCUUCCUGCCCCUCCCUGAAUGACAUUACUCAAUUCCAAUCCCGUAUUGCUACCAAAGCAAGAAAUCUCCAUCAUGACUUGAGGCAUGAAUUUUUAACAGGCGCUCGCGGCCCCACUCCUGCAAGUGGUCAAUUAGGCAAGACCAAAGGAAUGUACGAAUUCGUAAGAAAGACUUUAGGAAUCAAGAUGCACGGUCUGGAGAACUUUACGCAAUUCCCCAACGCGAUUGGGACCGACGAUGUAUCUAUUGGCCAGAACAUUUCAAAGAUUUAUGAGGCCAUCCGUGACGGUCAGGUGAAGGGUGUGGUUCUUUCAAUGCUUGCUUGA
Psilocybe cubensis is the source of this 2157-nucleotide messenger RNA. RefSeq lists its product as uncharacterized. The record is from RefSeq and is a predicted model, not a curated record. Gene Ontology annotation, cellular component: cytoplasm. The transcript is spliced from 12 exons. Gene Ontology annotation, molecular function: ammonia-lyase activity. The coding region runs from base 1 to 2157 and encodes 718 amino acids. NCBI's taxonomy places the organism in Eukaryota, Fungi, Basidiomycota, Agaricomycetes, Agaricales, Agrocybaceae. Gene Ontology annotation, biological process: L-phenylalanine catabolic process.